Molecule: messenger RNA, 3426 nt
Organism: Thunnus maccoyii (southern bluefin tuna)
Lineage: Eukaryota; Metazoa; Chordata; Actinopteri; Scombriformes; Scombridae
Gene: cntf
Product: ciliary neurotrophic factor
Exons: 3
Coding region: 594-1202 (202 amino acids)
Biological process (GO): negative regulation of neuron apoptotic process; ciliary neurotrophic factor-mediated signaling pathway
Molecular function (GO): ciliary neurotrophic factor receptor binding
Source: RefSeq, a predicted model, not a curated record
CGAUAUUUUUUAAACUGAAAUGUCAUAAAAUGUCUAAUUGUACAGUAUUUUAGCAGCAGCUUUGUGUUUUUGUUGUUGGGAUUAACAAUUUUUUAUCUUAAGGGGGCCACAACAGAACAGAGAAGCAAACUGAAAUAGUCCAAGAAACAUCCUGCUUAAAUUUAGACCAUUUUGCUGUUGUCAUUACCAGUAAAUCAGAUAAGCUCCUAUGAAUAACUUGAUGAGCUCCUCCUUCUCCUCCUCCUCUUUGGCGGCUCUCCGCCCCUGCUUGUCCCGUUAAAUUCCUCCCGCCUGGCAUCGGGUUCCUGGGGGAAAGGGCGGAGAGUUGGCCGCAAACUUUGUAACAUAAGUAACAGUAAGCAGACAAGGUCGGACAUACGGGGAAACUCGGUUUACCGAAACCUUAGAGAAGGCUGGGUCUAAUUAACACGGCGCUGGCUGAGUUUCAGUAGAGGGGAACGGAAGGGCAGCCUGAAGUGAACCAUGAACGGGAAUCCGGUGUUGUCGGGAUGAGGCAGGCGCACACGGGUGUAUAAUAGCGGACUUCCAAGUGCGCAUUAGAGUGUCUUCCCGGCAGAGACAGCUGAGGGCCAAUGGCUGACAGGCGGACUAGAGGUAUGACCGGGUCGGAUCAGAGCAGGAGCACGGCGGCCCGGGCUGCAGCUAUAGCCGAGCAGCUGCACUAUGAGUGCUCCAUCUUACUGGAACUUUAUAGAAAGAAGGAGACCUUUUCUCCAGAUGUUACAGUGGCUGACGGCCGUCUGGUGUCCGUCCCACCUCCUUCCUCCCAGCUGGACACCAGGGACAAGCUCUGGCGUCUCCACUCGGCUCUGCUACAGUGCCGCAGCUUGUUGGAGAGAGCGAUUGCCAAAGAGGAAGAGGAACUGGGAGGUCAGAAGAAGGGUGAGUACGAGACCCAGAGGAAGACGGUAAAGGACAGGCUCUCGCUUCUCAUAAUCAACACUGGAGAACUUCUCAAAGCUGUAGAUGGCCCGGCGGUCCUGACACCCAGCUUGGACGGAUUGGAGUUAGACGGCCCGACCAUGUUUGAGCUGAAGCUUUGGGUAUACCGGAUCUUCAAAGAGGUAGACUACUGGACCAAGACGGCCAUCACCACCUUGCAAGCCCUGCCCUCGGUGACAGCCAAGGAGCGAGCGAGGACCACAAGAAGCGUCAGGAGCACGAGAAGCGUCCGCAGAUGAGACGUGUGUGUGUAGGUGAAGAGGAAUAAUGAGAGAGAGAGAAAAGAGGUUAGGGGCAGAGAGGGAGGAGGGUAAAGGGACGAAAACAAUGAGAAGAGUGGAGCGAGGUGUUCGAGGUGGGAAACUGACUGAUAUGGAGAGGAAAAAGAAAGAGAUGAGUGAUAAUAGCCAGCCGAGAGAGAUACACAGAUCCCUAGAGACACAGGGAGAUGAGUGGGUUGGGCUAUUUUUAGGGCAUGAAGCCCCAUAUACAUGAACAGAGGCCUCAGACAGAGAGGAAUGGGGGACAAUAACCAUAACCAAUAUAGCUAAUAUAGCUAAUAACAGCAUUUGUUGGAACUAGUUAAUUUUAUGGCAGACUCUAAUACAAACUUAAUAUUUAUUUAUAUUGUAAGAUGAAAUCUAACAAAGUAUCUAUAUUCAGAGGUGAGACAGAGUUUCUUUCUUUUUUUCUUUCUUUCACAUUUUGAUAUCAAGGCAACUAAACGUGAUUGACGCCUGUAAACACAACACACAACUCACUGUUGUGGUUUCCCUCGUGCAUGCAUCACUCCUUGGAUACAGCUGAAGUUAUUAUUUUAGAUAUACUGCCGGGAUCCACUGCAGCUGACAAAGGCAGUAGUCAGCAAGGGGCACAUUCUGAGUAAAAUGAGACCAUUUGAAUUCAUGCCAUCAGCACAAUGUAGCUUUGAUAUGUGUAGUUUUGAACACUGUGGCUAUAAAUCAUUCCAUAUAGAUUAUUAUCUGGAGGAGGUUCAGUGCAUGAAGGAAAAAAAUGUAACAUCACCCUCUAGUGUUUUUAUGUUGUUAUUACAUAGAUUUAUUCCUUCUUUCUUUAUUUCUUUCUUGAUUUUCCUCAAUAAUGGGAAGAGAGAUUAUACUAUUUUCCAAUCAUUUCGUUAUCUUUUGUGGCACUUUAGUAGCAAUGAAAUCAUGUGCAACCAUGACGUAAGACUUGGGAAGCAGGAAGCAACAAGUGUGUUGCAACCAUAACAUCAGUAGUCCAAACUCAUGGGUGUACAGAUGAGCACGUACAUGACAGCCUGAUUUUGUUUUUUGUGAUUCUGAUUUUGAUUAUUGUUUAAAAUAGCAGAACAUUUUUAAUGAUUUUAACAACAGGUCAUGAUUUAUAGCCCAAAAAGUGAGGCCCCAAAAUUAUGCUCUUCAUCACAAUGGUUAAUAUGUACAAAAGUAUCAAGACACAUAUUUGAUCCCAUUUUGACUGGAAAAGAAUCAAUAAUCAACAUAUAGCUAAACUACAAUGGGCUAACAGAGAAAUUAAUCAAAAAUGACCCUGGACACGCUCCACUCUGUCAGUCCAACCUGGGCUGCGUUGCCAAUUAAAUUAGCAUCAGCUGUAGACUCAGAUUGUCUUAAAUGAUGCAUGAAGCUUCAGGCAAGAAAAAGAAAAGAUACUGUAAAUGGGAUCGGAUCGUACGUGAAGAAUCAUGAUAAUGUGGAGCGCACGGCAGACAUGGGAGUGUUUGAAGUUAAUAUUAAGUAUAUUUAGAGGCUUUUUCAGUAACCUUUGCAGUGUUGCCAUCUUUAGGUUUAGGGGACCAUUUGAUCAUUUUACAGUUUAAAUUUUGUUUAAUUCAAAGGUUGCAGAUUGUGUGUAGUUAAUGUUUGCCUUGUCACAUGCUGUAUUUAGUAUUUGUGGGCUGUUAAACUGUUGGUAGGUGCACUGGGAGUAUAAUCAAACCUGUGUGAUAUGUGAAUGAUACAGGUUACUCCAAAAUGUCUUUCAGGCCUCUGAAAACUGAAUGUUACUGGAAGGCAACACAGAUGUAUUUUGUCAUUUGAUCUAAGUUGGUAUGAUGCAUUUGAAAAAAAGAAAUGUGAUCCCUAUGAAAAGAAGAGCUACUGUACAUGGGAAAAGUUAUGCCAUCUGUCUGGAGGAUGAAAAUACGAAAUACAGCACAAUGCAUCCUAAAUAUCCAAUAAUACUUUGGAGUGCAGUACUUUUUAAUGCGAUGCACUGCAAAUGCAAUAUUACACAUAUUGCAUUUGCAGUCCUUUUCAAUGGAUUGGGGAUGUAUAAUCUUUCCUCGUGCUUUACUCUGAUGAUAAACUAUCUGCUGCACUACACAGGACAUAAAUCUUCUUUGUUUUUUUCCAAAAGGAUUUUCUGGCUCAGUUCUGUUUUUAACUGAUUGAUAUGUUGGUCUGGUUGGUCCCAGAUCAGGAAUCAGGAAUGGGCAAAGACUAGAGAAAUAAGACUAGG